AUGGCUUCCAAACUCCAAGACCACAUCGACUCCCUCCAAGUCCUCCCUCUCGCCGAGGCCAUUCAAGCGAUCGCAGACCUCAUACCUGGCCUCACAAGCGUUGUCCCUCGCGAAUACGGCUACUUCGUCCAACACCCUGACUACGAAGGAACCGGUAAUCUGAACGAUAUCGGCACCCUCUGGCUGAAGCUCGGAUCGCAAUGCCACGAUGAUCACGCAUCCCUCGAAGUGCGCCUCGUCCAUACGUCCAUGGACGACCCGAUUUAUAAUAUCUAUGGAACUAGCUACGAGAUGUUGAAUAAGGGACUGGAUGAUGGGACCGUGGCACCUCCCCCACCCAUUGAUUACUGCGCCUGCUGUAGCGGUGAGGCUAGCGCCACUAUCUUGGCUUGUUUCCACGAGCGCCAGGCUUUGUACUUCACCGACGAGGAAUACAAGGCUAUUUGGGGGAAUCAGCCGAAUUCAGGGGAGAGGUGUAGUGGCUGGACGGAAGAAAAUGGCUGGGGGAAGCGCAGUAUCAAUGCGAGCAAAGAGCAGAUUGAAGAGGCUCUAGCCAGGAACCCGGCUGCUGGUAUUGCGAGUAUGCUCUAG
Penicillium robsamsonii is the source of this 591-nucleotide messenger RNA. RefSeq lists its product as uncharacterized. Bases 1 to 591 code for a protein of 196 amino acids. The transcript has a single exon. NCBI's taxonomy places the organism in Eukaryota, Fungi, Ascomycota, Eurotiomycetes, Eurotiales, Aspergillaceae. The record is from RefSeq and is a predicted model, not a curated record.